AUGAGAUUCUUAUUCUUUUUAAUUGUCUGUGUUUUAGCUUUCGCUACCAACGCUGCCCGUGCCUUCGAAUGUGACAUGUGUCAAUUCGCCUACAGUGUUACUGAAGAUCUUGUCAACCAAAAUGUCUCAGUCACUGAAAUCAUCCCAUUCGUCUCAUCAGCCUGUAACUACCAUGGUGAAGAAUUCUCAGGUGCCUGUGAAGAAAUUGUCGAUACCUUCGGUUUCGAAUUAAUGAACAAAGUUGUCGAACAACAAACUGCCGUCGAUGCCUGUACUGAUUUAGGUGUCUGUGAAUUCACCCCAGGUCUCCUCAAGAAACACCACUGGAAGAAACACUUAAAACCACAUAACCCAUUCAAGAAAUUAAAGUGCUCAGCCUGCAAACACGUCGUCAAAGCUGCUGAAAAGACCAUCAACAAAGGUACUGAUGAAGGUAAAUCAUUUGCCCACUCUGAAUGCAAACACUUAGGUAAACCAUUAUCCCAUGUCUGUAACAAAGUUGUUGACAAAGUCUUCCACAAAGUUGUCGAUGAAUUAAGAAGACACGAAGACCCAAAUAAAAUCUGUCACAAAGUCCACAUGUGUUAA
Molecule: messenger RNA, 588 nt
Organism: Dictyostelium purpureum
Lineage: Eukaryota; Evosea; Eumycetozoa; Dictyosteliales; Dictyosteliaceae
Exons: 1
Coding region: 1-588 (195 amino acids)
Biological process (GO): sphingolipid metabolic process
Cellular component (GO): lysosome
Source: RefSeq, a predicted model, not a curated record